GCAUAAUCAAUACGUCCUCCAACGUUUUCGAGUAUAAAAGAAUGCUGCGACAAGCUGGUAGGACAACAACAAUUCCUUCAGUUUGAAAAAGAAACGUAUACAGUUGUGAUAAACGCUCUCCCUUUUGUAAAAAGACGCCAUGAAAAUCGUGAUGUUGGCCGUUUGUCUAGUGAACUUGGCAUUGUUGGUGUCAGUUUACGCGGAUGAAAAAGCGGAUCAAACUUCGGCUGAUUUUGCAGCCGGAAUGGAGGGAAUGAAUUACAACGGGGAUGAAACCAAACAUCGGCCAAUCUUCAUUCUACCACGACCUCCGAUUUAUGGUGGCUACGGCGGAUACGGAGGUUACCAUGGGGGAUACGGUGGCUAUGGCGGUUACGGAGGCUAUGGUGGAUAUGGACAUGGCUUCGGACCAUAUUAUGGUUAAAGAAGUAUACUUUGUAUAGAAAUCGUGAUCCCGUUCCCGACCGACUUGCUCUUACACGAACCGUUCAACGUCAAACGCUUUAUCGGAAAUAUUAUUAGGCUAUAAUAGCCAAUCAAGCAUUUGAAAAUGUUUCCUGAUAGAGAUGUUUUGAUGUCUCAUUUGUCUAAACCAUCAGCACUUCAGUACUUUUAUAUUUUUUAUCUUGUAUCUACUGCUGUUCCCCGGUUAUACCUUCAUUUUAUACAAUAAAUAGUUUCACAUCAUU
This is a messenger RNA of Daphnia magna, 689 nucleotides long. RefSeq names its product cold and drought-regulated protein CORA. The transcript is spliced from 6 exons. The record is from RefSeq and is a predicted model, not a curated record. Bases 140 to 424 code for a protein of 94 amino acids. Lineage: Eukaryota; Metazoa; Arthropoda; Branchiopoda; Diplostraca; Daphniidae.